This is a messenger RNA of Nymphaea colorata (pocket water lily), 1611 nucleotides long. Its product is annotated as lysophospholipid acyltransferase LPEAT1. Gene Ontology annotation, molecular function: lysophosphatidylethanolamine acyltransferase activity. NCBI's taxonomy places the organism in Eukaryota, Viridiplantae, Streptophyta, Magnoliopsida, Nymphaeales, Nymphaeaceae. The record is from RefSeq and is a predicted model, not a curated record. Bases 106 to 1311 code for a protein of 401 amino acids. Gene Ontology annotation, biological process: phospholipid metabolic process. The transcript has 8 exons. Gene Ontology annotation, cellular component: endoplasmic reticulum.
AGGAACGGAAUCCCUCGAUUGCUAGCCAGCCCAGUUGUUCCUCUCUCCCUUCGAUUUCUUCCCCUUUCUCGAUGGGGAUGCUGGGCAACUAGCAGUCGGUUCCCCAUGGUGAGCACCGAGGAGAUGAAGGAUCUGGGGGGCGCCGGUUCUCGCCCGCCGGAAUCUGGGGAGGAGUUGGUUGGCGACGGGCGCGGGAAGGACGAGCAGCCGCUGCUGAAGCCCGGCGGUGGCUCGCUCGAUCUGCAGGAGCUCGAGAAGAGGUACGCGCCUUACGUCCGUCACGACGUCUACGGGACCAUGGGGACGGGCGAGCUCCCUCUGCGAGAGAAGCUCCUCCUUCCCCUCGCUCUCGUCACCCUCGUGCCUCUCCGCCUUGUGCUCGGCAUCGCCAUCCUCGUCGUCUACUAUCUCAUUUGCCGGCUCUUUACCCUUUUCUCCACCCCGAAUCGGGAGGACGAGCAGGAGGACUACGCUCAUAUGAUCGGCUACAGGAGGGCCGUCGUCGUGCGGUCCGGCCGGUUCCUCUCCAGGGCGUUACUCUUCGUGAUGGGGUUCUAUUGGAUCAGCGAGGAUGUUGUUGAUCCCCGGGGUCCCUCGGACUGUGAUCGGAACGGUGAUGCUUCGGUCUCGAAGGCGCUGGCUGAGAACGACAGUAAAGAGCACUCUGAACGAGCGGGCGCCAUUGUCUCCAACCAUGUUUCAUAUCUUGAUAUUCUGUAUCACAUGUCAUCUUCCUUCCCGAGCUUCGUUGCGAAGAGAUCAGUGGCCAGACUUCCCUUAGUUGGCCUUAUAAGUAAAUGCCUUGGCUGUGUGUAUGUUCAGCGAGAGUCAAAAUCUUCAGAUUUUAAGGGUGUCUCAGGUGUUGUGACUGAAAGAAUCCAGGCUGCGUGGCAAGAUAGACAUGCUCCAGCAAUGUUACUUUUUCCAGAAGGAACAACCACAAACGGUGAUUAUCUUCUUCCAUUUAAAACGGGUGCUUUCUUGCCGAGGUGUCCAGUUCUGCCCGUCAUUGUACGAUACCCUUAUACAAGAUUCAGUCCAGCUUGGGAAAGCAUGUCUGGGGUGCGACAUGUGAUUUUGCUGCUGUGUCAAUUUGUAAAUUACAUUCAUGUGGUUCAUUUACCUAUCUACUACCCUACCGAGGAAGAGAAGAAUGAUCCAAAACUCUAUGCAGACAAUGUUCGAAGGUUCAUGGCUAAGGAGGGCAAUCUCAUUUUAUCAGAUAUUGGCCUUGCUGAGAAGAGAACAUAUCAUGCUGCCUUGCACGGUAAUAGCCUACCUAGUGUCUUACAUCAUCAGAAAGGGGAAUGAAAUGCAUGGCUGGUUGCGGGAAAACUUUCUAAGAGACUGCUGACCCAAUAGUCAAUGUUCUAAGAAAUCUGUCUGCCUAGAUUUCUAUUCGUACGUGUGAAUUCAUUGUCAACUGCGAGGAUUUUUCUUGUCAGUGUCAUUUCUCAGUACUGCACCCGGCCAUGUUCACGUGCUUUGUCUUGUACGCUCUUGUAGUUUGAAAUUGUCAAACAUGUAACCUUACUUACCUGAAGAGCACUUGGAUGUAUAUUAACCCAUCAUUCUCCCUUUUAGGAAACUAAGCAGUUACAACUUUGAGAA